CUUUUGUCAUUACACCCAUGGCAGAUUUUGUAUCUGGCCAUUCUUCUUGAAAAUAUUUGACACAAAAAAAGUAUAAUUACAAAUGGCGUUUACGUAGAAUAGACAGAUGUGUUCACGGCCACGAUGGGCGAUGAUUCUUUGAUAUUACGAGAAGAUGGUUAUAUACGUAUGAACUUUCCUGUUACUUCUUUAACGUAUCACAGUAACUUAAACAUAAUUUUGGUGAAGACUGACGUUGGUGGUGUACACGUUUUGGAUGUCAAUUCUGGUGUGAUUCUUCAGUCGUCCUGCCUAUCAGCGGAUGAUGGGGGUACGCUUGGAGUGGAGUACGCGUCGGGGGCUGACAGGGUGUUCGUGUGGGACAGCAGUGGCGUGGGAGCCCGGACGGAUUACAAUGGAGUCCUGCUGCUGCACACGGCGCUCCAACGGCCGCUCCCAUCUUCGCAGCCGGAUAAAAUAAUAAGAAUUGAACUUGUGCUCUCAGAGGCCGUCCUCCUGUACCAGUGCCUGCAGAGUUUGGACGUGCACUCCAUCGAGGGCCUCACUGACUUCAUCAAUGAGCUCAAGAACUCCAUUGAUGCCGAACCAGCGAGAAAAGGAGUGAAGGCGCAGAAGUGGAGCACAGUCACCAUAUGCCUCCCCCAGUCCACACUCCGGCUGGUGACCACCGGUGUAGUCCAAGAGCUCAAAGGCCAGAACCGGAGGAUUCCUGCCCUGGCCAUCGCUUCUGCUGUGGGGCAGCGGGCCAAUGAGCUGAUGCCAUGCUCCAGGGAUGAAGAAUCAAGGGCACUGAUGUACUCUGAGGCAGAGCGCAAGGAGACAUUCAAGCGGUGGCCUCACAUGGAUUACAAAUGGGCGCUCCCCGCACGCAUGGCCCAAGCCGGCUUCUACCAUCAGCCUUCCCCCAGCGGGGACGACCGCGCAAUGUGCUUCACGUGCAUGGUGUGCCUCGUCUGCUGGGAGAAGUCCGACGAGCCCUGGGUCGAGCACGAGCGGCACUCCCCCAACUGUCCGUUCGUGCGCGGCGAGUACACACACAACGUGCCUAUAUCGGUAACGAAUGCCACAGCGUGCGCGGUGCCCAGUCCAAAUGUGACCAUAGUCUCCAAAGGCAACACGGGGGAACUUAUCGCCACCGGUUCUGCGGAAGGCAAAGUCAACAUCUGGAAGUUCGACUGCGGGCUCAAGCUGGUCAAGUUCAUACACCUGUCCCCGUACGACUCCAUCUUUAGUGGGAUACUGUCUACGGAUUGCAAUAAGGUGUGGUCGGCCAGCUUGGAGAAGGAUUCUUCGACCUACAACCUCGAGCUCACAGCUAUGGCGUUCGUCGGCAUGACGUCACAACAAGAAACAUACCCACAAGCACAAAACACAGAAACAGGCAUAGGUGAAAAAGAGACCAGUAACAACAAGACCAAACCCUCACUCAUCUGUGCUGUCAUCAUAACCAGGACUAACAAUAUUCCCUCAGACCAACCUAUAAAGGAGGAGGAUUCUAGCAAAGCACUCUUCGAUUCAGGUGCUCCAGAUAAAUUCAAAGAGAGUGUCCAAGCAAUGAACGAUCAGAAUGAAGCCAAGAGCAACCUCUCACCAAUAAACAAAAUGCUCUUCCUACUCACAUAUGAUAUACACAGUUCCUUAGCAGGCUCCAUAACAACAGUCGUCCACACAUCCAACAGCAGUGGCAAUUCCAAACCGGGAGUCAGUAAGAAAGUAUGCACGGUCGCUCGAACGGACGACGCCAACAUAUACGACGAAAUAUACUUCCAGUAUUCUGACGAGGACACAGAGCUUCCCCAGUGCACUAGUCUCUUGGACGAGCAGAUCAGCAAUGUGAUUAAUCUUAACGCUUCUUCUAGUAAAGAGGACUCUAAAAUGUGGGAACCGAAGAAAAUCUUUUUAACGAAGCAUUACAAGUUGUUACCACCGCCGCCGCCUACUGUUCUGCUGCCAGAACUACCAGAGUCUGGGCAGGGUAGCAUGCUAGACUUUGUAGGCAAGAUAUCGCAGUUGAAGAGUUGGAAGAGCGGAAAUUUAGACUCUGUUGGGACUAAACUAGCCGACCAGACGGAUGCAGUCUUGCAACAAGCGGAUCCCAUCACGCAUUAUCUCAAUAUGAACGGCCCGUUGGAGAUCUCAGACCUCAAGUGGUAUGAAGGCGGAGAGGGUACAGAAAAGAUUAAAGUUACCACAUUCGGUGGCAGCAAAGUCGGCACUCAGACUGCAGUGAGCAAUAGCAAUAAUGACGGCUUCGACAGCGACCCGCCGCAAGAAGAAGUCGUCUCCCAAGGCAUCGCCGUCCAGUGCUUAAGUCUUCCAGGUUUCAAGCUCAACCUGAGAGAUGAUUCUAAAGUCACACAUUUACUGCCAACAGAAGACAAGGAGCAUUUGCUAGUAGUUAUCUCCAGCAUUGAUCCAGAAAAGGUCAGAGUUGAGGAGGAAACCGAUCAUGAUGGCGACACCAAAAUGGAUGUCGAUGACGUCACAGAACAAACGGACAAGGCAGAUGACAAAUCUGAUGUGAAAGCGUACUUUAUUCUCUUUAAAAUUAACAACAACACUUCAAUUUUCACUCUAGAAGACAAUCCUGUAAAUAUGAUGGAGCUGCCUUAUGGAGAAAGUCCUGUAGACUUAUGUUUGCUGCCCGUUGACAAGCACGAACAGUACUCGUUCGCCGCUGUAGGCGUAGACGGUAGCCUUAGAUUGUAUUCUCUGCCUUCCUUCAAAAUGCUCUCGGAGAAGCGAGCUCCAAAGGGCCAGUUCACAUCAGUAGCGUACUGCGCCUCAGUGGAAAGGCUGAGCGUAUCAACAAAGCACGGAAUGAUAUAUUUCUACGCGCUGAAUAACGGUGAGAAGGAUUCGACUGGCGAUAUUGACGAAGAUGAGUUCGCUAACAUAGAUUUUGAAAUGCUUCAUAGAACGCCUAGAGAGGAGACAGUUAGAUCACUCAUAUCUAGUUCAGCCAUGUUAGCUAACAAGACUGAAUUAGAUAUGAGUGAUCUAGAAACUAUGACCACAUUAAUAGGGCCAUUCGGUCAUGUGACCACUACGGUUCCUUACAGUGCAGUCGUGCCUGGGUUUUGGUGUGAGUUGUCGCCGGCGCAACGCUCUCGCUCCGACCACCAGAACAACCGGACUUGGCGUUUGCAAAACACAUCUUCCACAUGGGACGAACACGUUUUAGAGCUCACAUUACCUUACAGUGUCUCUUUAGCUCAUAUAGAAUUCGGAUUUACAUUACACUCUUCCUGUUCUGCAAAUCUACCUAUAAUCCAAGUGACGCUUUUAAAACAGAAUUUGCACGGAAUUGGGUAUAAGAAGGACGCGUCAUUCGGCCACCGAUCGGAGUCGCCGGUAUUCUUCCCGACGGUUGACGCCGAUAUGUCUUCAAACUUAGAGAACCCUGUGAACAGCGAGGAGUACUUGCAAGCCCAUAACGCUGAGAUCCUCGCAGGGCCCCUUCUGCUUUCAUCUGGCUUGGACUUGACACAGCAAUCUGGUACUUUAAUCCUGACCAGUCCUAGAUUAUACAGGGCUCGAGGCAGAACGUUUUUGAUCCAUAUUAAAACCUUAUUCGACCCCGCGAAAGACAUGAGCAAAGAUUCGAUAAAAUCGGGAGAAAGCAGCUCGAAAAAGUCAAGCUUUAUCGGUUGCGAUUGGUUGCACCAAAUCUCGCUAACAGUUCGCUCCAGUCCUUAUACUGACGUUCCUUUGGAGCGACAGCAGCGCAUAGCCAUGCUUGAAUCCAACAGCCUCCUAGAUAUAUUAUGUGAGAUAGCAGUAAGCAGAGAUGAUAGUGAGAAGAGAAAGUUAGCUUUAGACAUACUCAUUUGGGUGAUCUCCAUUAGACUGCAGAGACUCAGACUGGCCAAGACUGACAAAGGCAAAGACAAAGACGCUCAGACUCCCGUGGAGAUACAGCAGUUGGAGUGUGUUAAGAUUAUUGAGAAACACACUGAUGCUUUGAUCAAGAACUGCAUUUUGUGCGGAAAUAGGAGCUUUGCUAAGAAGUGCGUGAAGAUCAUACUUAUAACCAGCGAGGGUGUAAAACAGCUGCCGAAGCCGUGGAAGUCGACGUUCGAGGCGACCCUGAGCGCGGUGCUGAGCGCGUGGCUGCCGUACGUGGGCGCGUGCGCGUCGCCGGGCGCGCUGCGCUGGCUGGUGGCGCUGGCGCAGCACGCCACGCAGCGCGGCGCGGCGCCCGAGCUGGCGGCCCGCUGCCGCGCGCUGCUGCACCGCACCGCGCGCUGCCUCGCCGAGCGCGGGGACCAUUACCACCACUUACUACGAGCUAGAUUCGGGCUGUACGGGCUGCCGCUGGAGCGCAGCGUGUUCGCCGCCGACGCGCCCGAGCUGGGCAAGGGCUCGUCCACCCCCGUGACGUACGCCAGCGUGCUGGCCGGCGACACCUCCGCGCCCGCCGCCGCCAAGCCCGACUACCAGCUCAAGGACCUGCUCAAUCUGCCGCAGGAUAUGGGCGACUUGCCGCCCCCGCCCGCCGCCAAAGCCGACUCGCAGCUAAAGGACCUGCUCAACCUCCCGCAGAUUCCGGAAACGAAAUCCACACCCACACCCCAAGCCUGGUGGGCGCAAAACAACGGAGUGGGAGUAUUCGGAGCCGGUCUCAGCGAAGCAAUGCCUUUACACGUUAGCUGUCACGCGGCUUCAGACGGAACCAAGCUGGAGUCCACGGGAGGCCGACACCAUCCCGCUGUCGUGUCAACGUUGCCUGGCGAUCCUAACCAGCUAUGGAGCGUCGUAAAGGAAGGACAGAUGAAGCAGAUGUCGCAAGACCCAGACUCGCUGGAGGACGUGGAAAGUUCCCUCAUGGAGUGCGAUCCGCAGGAGAAACUCGAGUUUACCGAGGAGAAGUUCUUUCAGGAACAAGAACAAUGUGGCAUACCGUGGGCGCAGCUAGUGACCCGCGUGCCGCAACACACGCUGGUAGUGGAGCGCAUGCACAGCGGCGCUCGGCGAUACAUCGUGCUGGAUCUGGGGCACGCGGUGCGCCUCACAGACGUGAUAAUCCCAUCGUGCUCCGACCUGGUGACACUGUGCAUCGACAUCUGGGUGUGCAGCGAAGAAACUGACAGCGUGAAGCUAGCGUUCGCCACCGACAUCGCGACGAAGCAUCUCGUGCUCACCGACAUACAGCCACCGCCGCUUUGUCGGUAUAUGAAGAUCACAACGAUUGGUCGGUACGGCAUGUCGGCCAUGAAAUGCAAGAUUCCGUUAGGCUGGUUCUACGGCGAGGUGGCCGAGAUAGCCAACGUCAACGCGUCCAUUAAUGCACUCAACGCUUUACAUCAGGAUCUGACGUGUCGCUUUAGGCUAGCCACCGGCAAACUAAUGGACCUUCUAAAUCCCUACCUAGAACUAUACAACGGCAACGCAGCCCACAUGAUGGCCUACCUCAACCUGCCCAACGAAUCAGACCCCAAAGUCCUAACCGCAUACCAGGAGUGCAUAGAACUACAACAGCAACUGCACACAUGCACAAACAUAGUCAAAAGGCUACAGAAUAAGUCUGAUUGUGAUGAGCAUGUGUUAGAUCAGAUCAAUAAAGGGCAAGUUACACCGGAGGCGUUGCUAGAGAGAGCCUCGACAGAUAAGUUGAGAGUUAUAAGCGAGAAUAUUGUGGAUACACUGCUAUAUUUCUACUUCCAAGUCGAUAAUGUGCAACACCAAGAAGUGAGCCUCGAGUGGUGUCAAGUGGUAUCGGGCCUACUGUGGGAGUGGGGCGGGCGAGGCGCGGCCGCGCUGGCCACGCUGCUGGCGCGGCUGUGCGGGGCGCAGGACUGGUGGGGCUGCCACCUGGCCGACACGCUCACCACGGCCUUCUCCGCGGCCGAUGCGCCGCCAGCCGCCUUAGACAGAUGCCUCGUGCUCAUCAUGUACAUGGCGCGCAAGUCCCUGUACGCGCACUCGGACCCGGAGGGCGGCGUGGCAGCCGCGCUGGCCGCACGGGCUCUAGCGUUGCUGCGCGCGCCGCGCCCGCAGCCCGCCGUCACCGCCGCCGUGCUCACCGCGCUGGCGGCGGCGUUAGACAGCCAGCCCGCCGUCUCCAACAAGCACGCCAGCCGUUGGGAGUGGGUGACGGGCGGGCGCCCAGGCGCGACCGGCGCCGAGCCGGCGCCUUCGCCACGCGCCGCCGAAUGCAAGCUUCAUCGCCGCAAGCUGCACAAGAAGCUGCUGCACCAAAUGCAAGAGUUCGAGGCCGCGCGGCGUGGCAUACAGGUCGCUUUAGAGGAGCAACAGCGCGUCCGCUUCAACCUGAAAGCGCGCAUGGCGAUGGUCGGCAAGCGCAGCAACUCGGAAGGCGAGUCGUCCGGCGCGGCGCCGCGCGUCAAGCACACGGUGGUGUCGCCCGCGCUGUGUGCUCUACUAGCGCAAGCGCUGGUGCAGCACAUGCUGGCCAUGGACAGCGCCGGCUCCGCGGACACGCUGCUGCUGUGUGCUAAGGUGGUGGGCAGGCUGUGCGCGCUGUGCGGCGGCGCGGUGCUGGAGCCGUCGUGCGUGCUGGGGCUCGCGCGCCUCGCCGUCACGCUGCCGCCCUGGCCGCGCCACGCGCUCACCACGCUGCUGCAGGACCUAGUAGAGUACGAAAACGGCUCUGCAUGUUCAAGCCCCACGUACGAGGUGGAGGAAAGAUGGCGUCUGGUCGAGGUGCGCGACGCCGUCCCCGACCGCGUGGAGAUCCGCAACGGAGUCCCCAUCACCGUCACCACCGGCGGCAAGGCGCCGCGCAAGUACCACCACGGCGUCACCGUGGCAGAUGUUUUGGCGGAUAGUUUCGGUCUGCCGAAAACCAAAGCUGAACCGUUCGGCGGCAAGAAACCUGGUCAAAUCAUCAAAUCACCUAGUUUGUCUUCACCAAAUUCUAUUAAAAGCAUAGAUAUGGAUCAAUUACCUCAAGUAGUAGAGUCCGACGACUCCGAGACCGAGAAUCAGCGCGAGCAGGAGUUCAUAGAGGUACUGAGGAAGAGGGAAACGCGGAGUAAGCCAGUUCCGGACAAUAAUACUAGCAACAUCUCGUGCUGCAUGGACGCGCGGCUGGAGAGCGGGCCGGCGGGCGCGGCGGGCGAGGCCAUGGCGCGGCGCGUGCUGCUGGCGGGCGGCGCGGCGCUGGCGGCGGCCGUGCGCGCCCCCCCGCGCCGCGCGCCCGCGCCCGACCCGCCGCCGCCCGCGCCCGCGCGCCCGCACCCGCCGCUGCACCACACGCUCUACGACGUCUUCCGACACCUCGCGCUCGAGUUCCAUCACCAGAUGGACUGCACAUUCCUAGAAAACGUGGUCUCCCUAUGGUUGACGCUGAACGGGUCCGUGUGGGGCAGCGGCGGCGCGUGGUCGCUCAACACGCUAUGCGUGCCGGCCGACACGCCGCGCAUCCGCCUCGCCUCCGACACCGUCAACGCGCUGCUGCUGUCGCUCACACAAUUGGAAAACAUUUCUUUGAGAUGUUGGGUGCUGUCGAUGCAGGCCUUAGCAUGGAUCGCGUCCUUACCGUUACAAACGGAAGGCAGCAACCAGACGAUGGGGCGCGUAAUUCACGAGUGCGAGCAUUUCGUACCCGCCAUAGUGAAAUUUAUAACUACCAAUGUGACCACAGAUGGCGCUGUGGCUACCGCUGAACCUUAUCUCGGCGGAGCACACAUCGGCGCGGGCGCGGGCGCGGCGGCGGCGCUGCACGCCGUGCUGUCGCGCGUGGUGUGCCCGCGCGGCGCCGCCGGCGCGCUGGCCGCGCUGCGCUGCGUGUGCGCCGUGUGGCGCCGCGACGCGCCGCCCGGCGCCGCCUACGACCUGCAGGCCACGCUGCUGAGGGUGGCGCAUCCCAUGCUGCAAGUGCUCAGCCCCCGGCACGCGGCGCACGCGGUCAAACUGUUCGACGCCGUCGCUCACCACUCACUGGGCUGGGUGCGGGAGACGGGCGGAGGCCGCGGCGAGGCCGGGUCGGAGGCGCGCCUGUCCGGGCUGCUGGCCGACGUGCUGGGCGGCGGCGGCGCCGGCGCGGCCCGCCGCGCGCCGCUGCGCCGCGCCGUGCUGGCGCAGCUGCUGCACUACUGCCGCAAGCUGCUGCACGCGCCCGCGCAGCCCGCGCAGCCUGCGCAGCCUGCGCAGCCCGCCGCCGGACACCCCAACACGUCGGCGUCGAGCCCGGGCGUGGCCGGAGGCAGCGGCGGCUCAAGCGGCGGCGAGAGCUCCUCCCAGUCACAAACCGAUGAAAGCAAGCAGCAAGCACAAGAUACUACCAAUCUUGAGGAUGAAAGGAAACAGCAGGCACCGAAAGCCCCUUGCGUCGCUGAUACAGUGUUGCAACACCACGCGAUCAUGCAGAGGUUCUACAGGACGUUGUCCAUCUGCGACGGUAUGAACACGGCAGUGCUCAACUCAGGCAUGAACUCUGAGCCUUCCGGUGAAUACGCGUCGCUGAAGGAGGAGGUGUUCUGGCUGGUGGCGCACAUGGCCAGCGUCGCCUCCAACCCCGCCGCCAUGCUGCCCAGCUUGAUGGACUUCCUUAGAAAAGAAGAAGUAGUCCACCUGUCCCAAGCGAUGCAGCAACUAAUAAUCCGGCUACUCGACAAGCCUGAAGCGCUAAACGCCUUCAUAGAGGCCGGUGGCUUAGAGCUGGCCGUAGAAAAGCUGACCCAAUGCCACCAAGCGGGCCCCAGCGCUAACCAGGGGCUCGUCUCGUCUCUCAUGAACUACUUGAAAUUGCCGCCGCAACUUAUCAAUAUGUCGACGUCGUCGAAUAACGGGAAUAAGAAGAAUCAGCUGCCGGUGUUGGAGACGACCAAUGGGCUUAUCAACAUCGCGCCGUUAUGUACGGUGUCGUGCGGCAACCCGACGGCGCAGGCCGCCGACGUGCUGCUGAGCGGCGGCGGCGCCGCGCACGCGGGCGGCUCGUGCGCCGCGCGCCGCCACCACCACGACCUGGACUGGGUCAAGGUCGACGACCCCUACGAGGUAUGCUCACAUAUAUACUGGCCUGUAACACGUGGCCGCCGGGCCGGAGGCGGGCUGUGCGGCGGCCUGGCGCUCGUGGCCGCGCGCCUGCCGCGCCCGCCCGCCGCGCCCGCGCCGCCGCCGCCGCCCAAGCACCACCACGACCUGGACUGGGUCAAGGUCGACGACCCCUACGAGGUAUGCCCACAUAUAUACUGGCCUGUAACACGUGGCCGCCGGGCCGGAGGCGGGCUGUGCGGCGGCCUGGCGCUCGUGGCCGCGCGCCUGCCGCGCCCGCCCGCCGCGCCCGCGCCGCCGCCGCCGCCCAAGCACCACCACGACCUGGACUGGGUCAAGGUCGACGACCCCUACGAGGUAUGCUCACAUAUAUACUGGCCUGUAACACGUGGCCGCCGGGCCGGAGGCGGGCUGUGCGGCGGCCUGGCGCUCGUGGCCGCGCGCCUGCCGCGCCCGCCCGCCGCGCCCGCGCCGCCGCCGCCGCCCAAGCACCACCACGACCUGGACUGGGUCAAGGUCGACGACCCCUACGAGGUAUGCUCACAUAUAUACUGGCCUGUAACACGUGGCCGCCGGGCCGGAGGCGGGCUGUGCGGCGGCCUGGCGCUCGUGGCCGCGCGCCUGCCGCGCCCGCCCGCCGCGCCCGCGCCGCCGCCGCCGCCCAAGCACCACCACGACCUGGACUGGGUCAAGGUCGACGACCCCUACGAGGUAUGCCCACAUAUAUACUGGCCUGUAACACGUGGCCGCCGGGCCGGAGGCGGGCUGUGCGGCGGCCUGGCGCUCGUGGCCGCGCGCCUGCCGCGCCCGCCCGCCGCGCCCGCGCCGCCGCCGCCGCCCAAGCACCACCACGACCUGGACUGGGUCAAGGUCGACGACCCCUACGAGGAGGUCCUGGAGCUGGGAGUGAGCUCGGUCAACAACAGCGUAGAAGAGAGCGGUUGCAGCGGCGUGCCGGCGCACGCGCUGGUCGCGCUCGGCCUCCUGCUGAAGCUCGGCGGCUACGCGUCCGCGCUGCUGGACGAGGGCCCCCGAGCUGUUCAGCUGUUGAGACUGCUACUGGGCGUCACGCACGACGAGGACGGCCGGAGUAUAGUAGUGGGCGGCGUCGGCAGCGGCAGCUUCUCAUUAGGAACGCUGCCGUUCCGCGUAGUGUCCCGGCUGCUGGAAGCCGCGCCGCUCGGCACGGACGACGGCCGCUCGCUGCGCCGCGCGCUGCUCGCCCUCGGCGCCGUGCGGCUCGUGCUGGCGUGUCUGUCUGUCUUCACACACCAUCGGCCUGCUUCCAACGAUAAUAGCCAAACGUCGAACGGCUCGUCGCUGGGCAAGGGCGAGGACAAGAGCCAGCUGUACUGGGCCAAAGGCACCGGUUUCGGCACCGGCUCUACGCAGCAGUCGUGGAACGUAGAACAGGCGCUGGUUCGCCAAAGGACUGAAGAGGAGCACGUCACUGUGCUACUACAGGUAUUAGCAUCGUACAUGAACCCUGGCGAGAAAUGGCCGCCCUCCGAGAGCUCGGCCGCGCCAGAGUUCUCCCCGGAGUCCGAGCGCAGCGAGGGCGAGUCGCAGGAGCUGCCCGCCGAGUUCAUCGACCUCAUCGCCAACAGCUCGCUCGUGCCCGCCAUCUGCUCCUACCUCAGGAACGAUUCUGUGCUGGACAUGUCGCGGCACAUCCCGCUGUACGUGUGCGUGCUGCGCUGCGCGCGCGCGCUGCACGCGCUGCGCUCGCGGCGCCUGGCGCCCGCACUGCGCCCGCUGCCGCGCCUGCUCGCGCUCAUGUCGCGCACCACCAACAGCUACGCCACCAAGCUGAGGAUGAGUAAAAAGAACAUAUUCGGGAAGAUGACAUAUAGCCAAAGAUUUAGCACAUCAAGUAAUUCAGAGCUCUCGGAAGAAGACGAGGGUCUCGCCUCGCUGAUAGCUGAUAUUCAGGCGACGUCAGCGCUGAUGUGGGUGAACGAGGGCGAGGAGGACGGCGCCGGCAGCAGCGCGGCGGCCGCCGUCAGCGGCGCCAGCCGGGAGGCGCGGUACAUCGAGCUUAUGCGCACCAUGCAGUUCGAAACGUUCGAGAUGAUGACGGAGUGCGCGGAGAGCGGGUUCCGGUUCUCGGUGCCGUACCACUUCGAGGGCACGGUGCGCGCGGCGGGCGAGCGCGCGCACCCGGCGCGCAUGAAGCGCCUGGCGCAGGAGGCCGCCACGCUCGCCACCAGCCUGCCGCUCUCCUACUCCUCCUCCGUCUUCGUGCGCACCGACACGGACCGGCUCGACGUCAUGAAGGUGCUAAUAACGGGCCCGUCGGACACGCCGUACGCGAACGGCUGCUUCAUCCUGGACGUGUACUUCCCGGCCGAGUACCCCGCCGUGCCCAUGCUCAUCAACCUGGAGACCACGGGCCGCCACUCGGUGCGCUUCAACCCCAACCUGUACAACGACGGCAAGGUGUGCCUGUCCGUGCUCAACACGUGGCACGGCCGCCCCGAGGAGAAGUGGAACGCGCACACGUCUAGCUUCCUGCAGGUGCUGGUAUCCAUCCAGUCGCUGAUCCUGGUGCCGGAGCCGUACUUCAACGAGCCGGGCUACGAGCGCAGCCGCGGCACGCGCGUGGGCUCGUCGGCGAGCCUGGAGUACAACUCCAACAUCUACCAGGCGUGCGCGCGCUGGGCCAUGCUCGACCAUCUGCGCAACCCGGAGCCCUGCUUCAAGGAGGUGAUCCAAACGCACUUUUGGAUGAAACGCAACGAGAUAAUGCAGACCGUGGCCAACUGGAUCACGGAGCUGGAGACGCAGAGCGGCGACGAGCGUACGCAGCGCAGCAUCCAACUCAACCUCAUGGCUCUCAAGCGCCACUACGUGAAGCUGCAGGAGGAGCUGGCGAAGCUGCCGGUGCCGCCGGGGCUGGAGGAGCUGGACGAGCCCUUCACGCUGCCGGCCGCGCCCGGGGCCGCCGCCGCCGCGCCGCCGCCCGCCGACGACAUCGACCACGACAUGGAGAAGAUCGUCGCCGACGUCCUCGACUGAUGCGCCGUCUCCCACCCCUCCGAAAUAUUUCACUGUGAGCGUUGUCGGUCGGACGGAUAUUGACUCUCCGAGAUGAUAUUUUACUCGGAACGAAAAUUCUGACGAACGAUCGGUGGAAAGUGAGUCGGUGCCGGCUCGGCCGCCGUCCGCCCUGUGGACGCGUCUUUACCGCGUUUAUGAUUCGUAUAGAAUGUUUAUAUUUGUAGUGACCGGUUUCGUUUUUAUAGUUUCUUUAUUUCUUAAGAUGUAGCGGGACCUCUGUUUAGUUUAACACUUAUUGUGAUACUAAAAAGGGCCGCGGCCCGGUAAGCUAUUUAAGGGGGUGUAUUGUGUGUAGACGGGGACGCCGUAUCGAGCCAUCGAUAAUUGUCUAUGUGCGUGGCGCGAUCGGACGACGAGGUUUAGACGCACUGUUAAAUUGCUGUCGUUCAAUAAAAUUACACUGAAAUGAAGCAAGUAAAUACACUAUUGUUAGCGUUCUUCGUUGUGCCGCGCACUCUAGUCUAAUCUACGUACAUCACUUAUUGUCUGUUGUGGAUAGCUGAGACUCAUAUGAGAUUUAAAUCAACUAACUCCACUAACCUUCGCUUAUCUGGACCUUUUUGGAUGCUUCGAUGGAUUUGUAGCGUUUUAUGAAAUUUGCUUCACGUGGCUUGUAAACGAGCGAUCGCUUAUUAUUAAAAAAAUUGUUUUUAUAUAUUAUUAUUUUUUUAUACAUUUUAGCGAGGCAUCCAAAGAUGCCGCAACUUAACAUAUUGUUAAUAAUGGAAUACUCUGCUUCGGACGUUAACUUAAAAGGUCUAUGACCUGUAGACUUAUUCACGUUUCUUCCCAUGUGAUGUGUUCAGAUUCAUUGAUGAGAUAAGCCUAGUCCGUGCUGAAACUUGCCGUAUCCACUCGGAGCAUAUUUGAAGAAGUAACUAGUAUGUUUGAAGUUAAAUCGCAAUAUUAGGAAACGCGAGUCAGGCCGCCGCAAGAAUUUAGCGGCCAGACGCGUUCGCGUAAUUAUAUUGAUAUUUUAAUAAACAUUAAUACGACCAAACGAAAAGUGACUGGUGCAAAUCUAUUAUUUACUCCUUCAAGUACGUCAGGUUUUGCGAUAAAUUCGCGCAUGCUACGAAAAUUGACUCCAGGAUUAUGUUGAACUGAAAUAGUUAUCGGUUGCGACGAAAGUUGACUCCUUCAGAACUUGAAUUUUGCCGAGGACCUGACGUAGCUAGGUUUAGGUCUAAUAUUGUAGUGGACACUUCCGCAAACUGUCAAGAGUUAAGAGUUGUAAUAGUUUAAUUAACUGAUUCUUCAGUCACAGCCACGGGGCUCAUGUUUGGCAGUUGCACGCAUGUUUUUUAGUAUUUUAUACUGCUAAUAAACGUUUGGGCAAUAUUUCUAGGUCGCCCUGGUAAUGCAGUACAUAGGCCUGUAGCCCUAAGCUUAAGUAUUGACGGUUUUCGGAAGUGGAGGUUUGCUAUUACUUAAAUUUAACCGGACUAUGCUGCGGAACUGCCCAGUGGUGUAUAUUGUGUACAAAUUCUCAUCUGCGUGUUGUCACAAACGAAUCCGUUAAAAUUAAGUCGCGGAAGUUCGCACAUUUCUUCGUCUUGUGACGUCGGGUAUCGGACGCAAUUCUCGACGGCAAACAGAUUCAUUUAGGUUAUGAUAUUUCCUACAACAUUCUAGAUUCCAAACAGUCUUGACCGGAAUGUAGAAUCUCGCUGGCACCAAGAAUUGUAUCCAAUCGGCUUGAUUGCCUUUCUCAAGUCGCAAGCAGAAAACAGAGAGGAGUUAGUGAUUUGAUUAAGGUAAUAAAGCCCAGUGUCGACGCCGCCAGAUUGUAACGGUAUUGGCUACAAGUUUAUUUAUUUGGUAUAUUGUAUACAACCCCAUCACAUGAUUAUAGCAGCCUGGCUUGAGUUGAUGUACUUAGUUGUCAGCCAGUCCGUUGCGGUCUCGCGGCGCAGCGCGCUCAUUGUUUUGUUUCCUAGGCGACGAUAUUCGUCCAAUAAUGUACAUUAAAUUAUAAUUUGAUGUAUAUAUAAAUCUUUUUACGUUUUAACAUUUGUAUUUAAGAAUAUAUUAUUAUUGUAAAAGUAUAUCGCAAUUUGGCUCUCAAAGAGGCGGAUGGAACGGAGCUCAUGUAGUAAAUUAUAUGGCAAAUAUAGUGGUCGUACCCUUGGCGUAGCCUCCCGCUCGCUGCUGCCGAGCGCGCAGCCUGCGACGUGUAUAUACGACAUAGCCUAGCGCAACAAACCGACGACCCUCCCUUUUGAUUGUCCGCCAACGUGACGGAGGGCGUUCCUUGUUGAAUUUGACUGUGAAUUUCGGAAUGUAAAUAAAAAUUUAUGUUAUCGCAA
Cydia pomonella (codling moth) is the source of this 14330-nucleotide messenger RNA. RefSeq names its product baculoviral IAP repeat-containing protein 6 (gene Bruce). Gene Ontology annotation, biological process: negative regulation of apoptotic process. The record is from RefSeq and is a predicted model, not a curated record. The transcript has 48 exons. Gene Ontology annotation, cellular component: nucleus. The coding region runs from base 124 to 11979 and encodes 3951 amino acids. NCBI's taxonomy places the organism in Eukaryota, Metazoa, Arthropoda, Insecta, Lepidoptera, Tortricidae. Gene Ontology annotation, molecular function: cysteine-type endopeptidase inhibitor activity; protein binding; ubiquitin conjugating enzyme activity.